Messenger RNA from Trypanosoma conorhini, 1188 nucleotides. RefSeq names its product monoglyceride lipase. Gene Ontology annotation, cellular component: membrane. Bases 1 to 1188 code for a protein of 395 amino acids. Gene Ontology annotation, molecular function: lipase activity. The record is from RefSeq and is a predicted model, not a curated record. The transcript has a single exon. NCBI's taxonomy places the organism in Eukaryota, Euglenozoa, Kinetoplastea, Trypanosomatida, Trypanosomatidae.
AUGGCUGCGUGGGAGUCUGCCGCCACUCCUACUCUCGUUGGCACGCCCAGCGUCAACCAUGCAGUGCCGCGCCGCCACUUUCUCCGCGUGGCUCUUGAGGAAAUUCAUCGAUGUGUUGCCAACGCUUUUUGCUUCUGCCGGGCGGUGUGUGUGUGCUUUUUUUUGUUAUUGCCUUGCCCCUCUGAACCACGUUUCCCGCCCUCUCCCUCUUUCUCUCGCUCGGCAGAUCGCCCCACAAAGCAUCGUAUUAUGGGCUCCUGUUGCCCCUGCCUGCGGGCCUCACACGCACUGGAGUUCGCCAAACCCUCACGCGCGCCACCCGACCCGGAGCUCUUCCCGCGGUACUUCCAGAACAAACAGGGACUGUGGCUGCGCUUUGCGGAAUGGGCGCCGCCUCGCGACGUGCCCGACGUCCGCGCGGUGCUGUUCAUCAUCAGCGGCGUUGCGGAGCACACGGCGCGGUACGACGCCGUGGCACUCGCGUUUGCCCGCGCGGGCUACUAUGUCUUCUGCAUGGACAAUCAAGGGGCCGGCGGGAGCGAGGGUAAGCGGCUCUACGUGGAAAACUUCGACGAUUUCGUGGACGACUUUGUGCUGUUUAAGAAAAUUGUGCUUUCCCGCUACCCGGACUACGCGACCCUGCCGUGCUGCCUCUUGGGGCACUCUAUGGGCGGCCUCAUCGCGGCACACGUCGCGCUACGUGACCCAGACGCGUGGACCGCCGUCGUCCUCAGCGGCCCGGCCCUCGAAUUGGACCCAAAACUGACCACGCCCUUCAUGCGCUGGCUUGUGCCGAAGGUUUCCAGGUGCUUCCCGAAGCUCGGUGUAAAGACACUCGACGUCAACCUCAUCAGCAAGAACAGCCAAGUUGUGGAGCUUGCCAAGCAGGACCCAUUUAUGUCCUCCGCCUCUCUCACGGCACGCUGGGGGGCGGAGAUGCUGCGCGCCAUCGACGAAUUCUGGAAAAAAGUGGAUAAGGCUACCUUUCCGCUGCUCAUCGUUCACGGCGGAGACGACCGCCUGUGCGCCAUCAGCGGCUCUCGUCGGUUCGCCGAGUUGGCGCCCUCAAGCGACAAGAAAUUUAUUGCGUAUGAUGGGUUGUCGCACGAGGUUCUCAACGAGGUGUCAUGGAGGGAGGUUUUGAGGGACGUUCAGUCCUUCGUGGACAGCCACUGCCCUUCUAGAUAG